This is a messenger RNA of Plasmopara halstedii, 201 nucleotides long. RefSeq lists its product as uncharacterized. The record is from RefSeq and is a predicted model, not a curated record. The transcript has 2 exons. The coding region runs from base 1 to 201 and encodes 66 amino acids. NCBI's taxonomy places the organism in Eukaryota, Oomycota, Peronosporomycetes, Peronosporales, Peronosporaceae.
AUGUUAAUUGACAAAUUGCCUUCGAACAGUUCGUUAAACAAGCAAUAUCCAAGCUUGGAUUCCCAUCGUGAGAUUAACUGGCAACAGGUGCCGCAAGCAUUUCCUUCACCUACUGAGGAUUUCCGCGUGCAGUGUCGAUUCUCGUUAAUUCGCUUGGCGAAGAAAAUUAUAUGGACUGUAGUCGAAAUUUGGGAGCUUUGA